Cylindrotheca closterium is the source of this 1083-nucleotide messenger RNA. The record is from the annotation of a GenBank genome assembly. NCBI's taxonomy places the organism in Eukaryota, Bacillariophyta, Bacillariophyceae, Bacillariales, Bacillariaceae.
AUGGUAGAAAAAGAAGUACUCAUCACUGCUGACCCUAAAAAGGGUGUCAAGGUCAACUCUGGGAUUGUAGCCAAGCAAUUCCGGGAUGAGAUAAAAGCCAAGGUUUCCACGAUGACUGCGAACGGAGAGGACGCUCCGUUGCUGGUUGGUUUGUUGGCCAAUAAGGACCCUGCCGCCAAACAGUACGCGGAAUGGACUGGCAGGGCUUGUCGAAACGACGGACUUCGGUAUGAAUUGCGAACGGUAGACGAUCCCAUUGACGUGGAAGCCGCUCUCAUUGAUGCCAACGACGACCCCCGAGUCCACGGAAUCAUUGUCUAUUAUCCCAUUUUUGGACAAGAAGAAUCCUUUUCGGGUGCCAGUCAAGAUGACUAUUUGCGAGAUUCCGUAUCGCACAAGUGUGAUGUAGAAGGAUUGUGUCAUUUGUAUCGUACCAAUCUAUACAGAAAUGUCCGAUAUUUGGACUACCCCAUCAAUUCCCAAAAGUGUUUGUUGCCUUGUACCGCACUGAGCGUGGUCAAGAUUCUGGAAGCCUGUCCGGGUUGCUACGACACUACCAAAACGACGGGCAAGCAAUUGGACGGAAAAGUUAUCACUAUCAUCAACCGAAGUGAAAUUGUUGGACGUCCUUUGGCAGCCAUGUUGGCCAACGACGGCGCCAUUGUCUAUUCCGUCGAUAUCGAAAGCAUUUAUAAGUUCCAAGGAGGUCGUUUGAACAAGUGUGAGGAAACUCCGGAGUCUUGUGUUCGAAUGUCUUCUAUUGUUGUGACUGGUGUCCCCACCAAGGCAUAUCGCAUGCCCACUGAAUGGAUCCAACCGAAUACAACUGUCGUCAAUGUUGCCUCCUUUAAGAAUGUCGACGAAGAAGCCCUCUUGAAAGUCCCAGGAGUCGUCUAUGUUCCCAUGGUGGGAAAGGUCACUGUGGCCAUGUUGGAACGUAACUUGAUGCGUCUGUACGAACAAUUCCAUUCUCCUGAAUCCAAAGCAAAUCAACAAAAGACCUCGCAGUGGAAUUUGGGAUUGCACCUUUAUACGGCAGCCGCUGUGACCUUGUUGUUGGCUUUGCAAUUGAGACGACGAUAA